Penicillium taxi is the source of this 2415-nucleotide messenger RNA. It is a transcript of the gene dbp4, whose product is annotated as RNA-dependent ATPase HCA4. The record is from RefSeq and is a predicted model, not a curated record. Gene Ontology annotation, cellular component: nucleus. The coding region runs from base 1 to 2415 and encodes 804 amino acids. Lineage: Eukaryota; Fungi; Ascomycota; Eurotiomycetes; Eurotiales; Aspergillaceae. Gene Ontology annotation, biological process: rRNA processing. The transcript has a single exon. Gene Ontology annotation, molecular function: ATP binding; nucleic acid binding; RNA helicase activity.
AUGGCCCCUGCUCAUGGAUUUCAUAAGAAAGGACCGAAGAAAAUUAAUGAUUCUGGCAGAACGCUGAAACGCAAGCGAGGUGUUGAGGAACUUUCUACCCUCGUUCAGCGUGUUGAAGACCUCGACCUCAAAGAUUCUGUCAAGAACUUCUCCGAUCUACCGCUCUCCGAUCCCACUGCGCGUGGGUUGGCAGCCUCUCAUUUCAAAACCCUGACCGACAUUCAAUCGCGUGCCAUCACCCAUGCCCUCAAGGGUCGCGAUAUCCUCGGUGCUGCAAAGACCGGCAGCGGCAAGACUCUCGCCUUCAUUGUCCCCACUCUCGAAAACCUGUACCGCAAGCAGUGGACCGAACACGAUGGCUUGGGUGCGCUCAUUCUAUCUCCAACUCGAGAACUAGCGAUUCAGAUCUUCGAAGUUUUACGCAAAGUUGGUCGGUACCAUGGCUUUUCUGCUGGUUUGGUCAUCGGCGGAAAGAGUCUGCGCGAGGAACAAGAUCGACUGGGACGCAUGAACAUCUUAGUUUGCACACCCGGCCGUAUGCUUCAGCAUCUGGAUCAAACAGCUAUGUUUGAGACACACAACUUGCAGCUGUUGGUGAUGGACGAAGCGGAUAGAAUUUUGGAUAUGGGCUUCCAGAAGACAAUAGAUGCCAUCAUUGACCACCUUCCCAAGGAGCGCCAGACCAUGCUGUUCAGUGCCACGCAAACGAAGAAGAUCUCCGAUUUGGCUCGUUUGAGUCUACAGGACCCAGAGUAUGUCUCUGUUCACGAAGCCGCUGCCGCCGCAACACCAGCGACCCUCAAGCAACAUUAUGUUAUUACACCUCUCGCUGAAAAACUCGAUACCCUGUGGAGUUUCAUUCGCAGUAAUCUCAAAUCCAAGACCGUGGUAUUCAUGUCAUCUGGAAAACAGGUUCGGUUCGUGUACGAAUCGUUGCGCCACCUCCAACCAGGUAUUCCGCUGAUGCAUUUGCACGGCCGCCAAAAGCAGGGCGGUCGACUUGACAUUACCACCAAAUUCUCCAAGUCUGAGCACUCAGUGCUCUUCGCUACUGACGUUGCCGCGCGUGGUCUCGACUUCCCCGCUGUAGACUGGGUCAUCCAGAUGGAUUGCCCUGAAGAUGCCGAGACAUACAUUCACCGCGUCGGACGAACAGCCCGAUAUGAGCGAGUUGGUCGUGCGGUACUAUUCUUGGAUCCCAGCGAGGAGAAGGGCAUGUUGAAUCGACUCGAGCAGAAGAAAGUCCCCAUCGAACGAAUCAAUAUUAAGACAGCAAAGCAACAGACUAUUAAGCAUCAGCUACAAAAUAUGUGCUUUAAGGACCCAGAGUUGAAAUACCUUGGUCAAAAAGCUUUCAUCUCCUACGCCAAGUCAGUCUACGUGCAAAAAGAUAAGGAGAUUUUUAACAUCAAAGAGCUCGCGUUGGAGGAUUUCGCAGCCAGCUUGGGUCUCCCCGGUGCCCCUCGCAUCAAGUUCAUCAAGGGAGACGACACCAAGGAGCGCAAGAAUGCCUCGUGGAAGAUGGCGCAUCUAUCUAGUGGUGAGGAGGAUUCGGACGCCGAUGCGCCCAAGAAGGAGAAGAAGGAUGAGAACCAAGUACGCACCCGCUACGACCGCAUGUUCGAGAGACGAAACCAAGACGUGCUGGCUGAGCACUACUCUAAACUCAUCAACGACGAUGGCACAAUGGUUGCUACUGGUACCGGUGCUGGUGCUGGAGAGGACGCUGACGAGGAUGCCGACUUCCUGUCCGUCAAGCGUCGAUUCGAGGCCGGAGACGCCGAGCUAGGCGAAGUCUCUUCCGAUUCUGACGACUCAAGCGAGGAACAACCAGCAGUCAAGGUUGUCCAUAUCGACGGCCAAGCGCCGCUGAUCAUCGACUCGAAGCGCCGCGAGAAGCUACUAAAGUCUAAGAAGAAGCUACUCAAGUUCAAGGGCAAGGGUACAAAGCUUAUCUACGACGACGAGGGCAACGCCCACGAGGUGUACGAGAUGGAAGACGAGGAGACGUUCAAGGCUCGCGGCGACGCCAGCACACAACGCGAACGCUUCUUGGUCGAAGAGACGGAGCGCGUACGUGCCGCCGAUCUCGACGAUAAGGAGCUUGUCCGCGAGAAGCGCCGCGAGAAGAAGGAGAAGCGCAAGGCUCGCGAGCGUGCUCUUAUCGACGAGGAGGCAGAGGAGGAGCACGGUGCGCAGCUACCAUACAUACCUAUGGUGGACCUUGGCUUUCACUCGGACUCGGAUGAUGGAUCCGAGCCCGAAGCACCGCGCCCCACCAAAAAGGCGCGUGUCUCAUUCGCCAAACAGGACGACAGCGACAGCGAUGAACAUCCAAAAAGAAACAAGAAGGCUGCGCCUCAGAUCGAGACUCUGGGCGACCUGGAGGCGCUGGCAAGUGGCUUGCUGGGCUAA